CUUCCUGUGGUGCGGAGCAGGAAUCAAACCUUUGUUUCUACGUCAGUUGCAAAGGUAUUCAAUUGGCGAUCAGACGCGUAAAUGGCAAACACGAUGGCCUCUUUGAGUGUUAUUGCUCUAUUAUGCUCUCUUCAGAUGGUGGCAAGCUUCAAUGUGGAUAGAGACGAAGAGGGCUAUCACAAUAUUUCAAAGCGUCAAACGCCUUCAGUUCCAAUUUGCUAUACUCAGUUGAUGGAUAAAGCGAUGUGUACCUCCUGCAAAGGUCUUCCAUCUGUUUUUUGCACCAACUCCGCAGAGUUAACGAAAUGCGUGGCCACAGCAAAAGCAAAAACUGCAGCUGCGGCUGAAGCAGUGUGCCUGGCUGAUUGCACAUUGAAAGCACAGAAACUAACAAGUGCUACUGGAGUGGACGAAAAACUGGUGACCGCUUAUUGGGCUAAGCAGAAAUUGGACAAGACUUGGUUGGGCAUCACCAACAAGGCUAUUGCCCCUUGCGUCAAGGAUGCAAACAAAUUAUCCGCUGCUAAGUUAGCAUCCGGCUACAAAACCACUUGCAAAACAUCUGCAUUCUACGCAGACGCCUGCAUCCGUGCCGCCGUAAUCAAGAGCUGUCCAGCGGCAUCCAAGCAGGCCACUUAUAGUACUGUCGAAAAAGCCCUCAUGGCAUGCGACUACACAGCCAUAACCAAGUCGACGGCACAAUUAGCGCAGGAAGCCAUGAAGAAAGUUGAUCCGAAAACACUUGCAGCGGCGUCAAAGGACCCUUUAGCCGCGCUCGCCCUGGCAAAACAAAGUGGCUUAGAUAUGUCAAGUUUGACUGGAGGCGGUAAAAUGGACACGAACGCGAUGAAGGAUCUAGCAAAAAAGUAUCUUGGGUAAAUAAUGCCCUCUAAAGACAUUUUCAAAAUUUUAUAACGUUGACAUUAUUUGUAAAAUGCACAUUGGCUUUUCAUAGUAAAAAGGCGAAAUAUUAUAUCAGACAACAACCAAAUAAUGCUGUAAUUGAGUUUCAUUUUG
Messenger RNA from Neocloeon triangulifer, 1017 nucleotides. RefSeq lists its product as uncharacterized. The coding region runs from base 82 to 879 and encodes 265 amino acids. NCBI's taxonomy places the organism in Eukaryota, Metazoa, Arthropoda, Insecta, Ephemeroptera, Baetidae. The transcript has 8 exons. The record is from RefSeq and is a predicted model, not a curated record.